UCUCACAAAUCAUCAGUUACACAAUUCCAGCUGCAAUAACAACAGCUCAAGUCUCAACUUGCAACAUUCCAAGGAAUAUAAAAAGCACACAACUCAACAUGAACUUCUACAAGGUCUUCAUUUUUGUCGCUCUCAUCCUGGCCAUUAGCAUGGGACAAUCCGAAGCUGGCUGGCUAAAGAAGAUUGGCAAGAAAAUCGAACGCAUUGGCCAGCAUACUCGGGAUGCCACAAUCCAGACGCUGGGAAUUGCCCAGCAGGCUGCAAAUGUUGCUGCGACAGCUAGAGGCUGAGGAACGAGAUAUCUUACUAUAGUUUAUUCAUUAAUAUAUUUAUUUAAAUUAGGCAUUUUGGCACAUUAAAUACAAUAAUCAUUAUACUUAUUAGUAAGAGUUAAUUAGUAAACGCAAAACAAAUACUUAAA
Drosophila sulfurigaster albostrigata is the source of this 421-nucleotide messenger RNA. Its product is annotated as cecropin-1/3-like. The transcript has 2 exons. The record is from RefSeq and is a predicted model, not a curated record. Gene Ontology annotation, biological process: defense response to Gram-positive bacterium; defense response to Gram-negative bacterium; antibacterial humoral response. Gene Ontology annotation, cellular component: extracellular region. NCBI's taxonomy places the organism in Eukaryota, Metazoa, Arthropoda, Insecta, Diptera, Drosophilidae. The coding region runs from base 99 to 290 and encodes 63 amino acids.